UGUGUUGUGGGGAGGUAGAGGAACGGCUUGCGACCGGUUAUUAUUUCAAUGACCGUUGUGGCCGUUGGACGUACGUUUGCGAAAAGCACUAUCGAUUUGACGUGCUUACACGCUACCAUGGCUUAUUGUUUGCCUCCAGUGCCUCGCGUCUUUUGAGUGAUAGGUUCGCGGCAUCGCAGGUAACUGCCACCGUAGUUCCGUGCCGGUUUUGACUGUGCUCGUUUGCGUGCCUUUCCGACGUUGUUGUGUGUUCGAAUCAACAGUGCCGGCUUCAACAGUUCUCUUUCCUCUGUUCGUCGCCAGCAGCGAUUUGAGUUCACUCGGAUUAUUCUGGACACUUCUGAGCAAGCGUUACCCGUGAACUUUUACAAAAAUGACCAACAGCCACCAGCAAGGGUUCCUGUCGGAGGCCAAUUGUCCUGUCAAGGUCACCGUUCGGUCGGACCCCAUCACAGACCACUACAUCAUUGAGCCCAGACCGUUUGCAAGAGGCAAGUUUGCCACGGUGCGCCGAUGCGUCCACAAGGCUUCUGGGCGGGACUACGCUGCCAAGUACAUCCGUAAGCGUCGACGAGCAUCUGACGUGCGGCACGAGAUACUGCACGAAGCCCUCGUGCUAAGCCUCUGUGAGACGUGCCCCCGUGUCGUAGACCUCAAGGAGGUCUUUGAGACUACCAGCGAGAUCGUCCUUAUCCUGGAAUUGGCAUCUGGAGGCGAACUGCAACAUGUUCUUGACAGUGAAGAGUUCCUUCCAGAGGCAACAGUGGUACGACUUAUGAACCAAAUCCUAGAAGCCGUCCGGUACCUCCACCAGAAGAACAUAGCACAUCUGGACAUCAAGCCUCAGAACCUGCUGCUGACCUCAGCUUAUCCUCAGGGAGACAUCCUUCUAUGCGAUUUUGGCAUCUCACGCGUCAUCGGAAAAGGCACCGAAAUCAGAGAGAUCGUCGGCACUCCAGACUACGUGGCUCCUGAGAUCUUGCAGUAUGAACCCAUUAGUCUAGCAACGGAUAUGUGGAGCUUGGGAGUUCUUGCAUAUGUGUUGCUCUCUGGACAUUCACCGUUUGGAGGGGAUACGAAACAGGAAACAUUCUGCAACAUUACCAAUGGCAGCUUGGAUUUCCCAAAAUACCUGUUCGGGCAAGUGUCGAGUGCAGCAAAAGAUUUCAUCAAGAAACUUCUCGUCCGGGAGUCAAGCAAACGUUUGACAGUGGACGAAUGCUUGACUCACCCAUGGCUACAGCAAGACAACAACCCCGUUGUUCCACCGUUGGAGCACGUGGCCGAAAUUCCCCAACCGUCUUCCCCCCUCUCCACGAGCUCCGCCAGCUCCUCGGACUCGUGCAUGGAAUCGGACUGUGGUGAAGGUUCCGACACAACCGGAUCUCCAGCUUCAAACACUGAGACAGAGGCACACUCAGACAGACUCUUUGAAGAGUACCCAGCGAUUCCUCCUCCGCUUCCCAAAACGCCGCCACCCAGUCUCGGAAUCAUACACCGGGACCUUAGUCCCAGGAUCAUGUCAAGAAGCCCUCUCCUGGACAGUACAAACCAAAACAAGCAGACGUCUAGCAUUCACAUCAACGUUACACCGCGUAUUCGACAUCAAAUUGUCGUUGACCACCACAAGGUUUCAUCGUCGACCAUCGAGCGUCGAACGGCCACGGUCCGCCAGGAAGUGGAGACUGUGAGGAUGGAGUUGGAUGGACUUUCCAUUAAUGGCAAACGGCUCAUGUUCAGUGAUGAAAUCCUCGUGGACGAGCGGGUUGGUGUUGUCUACUGAAUGUGGACUCUGUCUUGCUGUGCCACGUGUGGUGCACUAGUACAUACACCAGAGACACUAAAGUGACCAAGAACUUCAACCCAGUUUCUGGGGCCAUGCUAAGUUAUUAUCACAUUCAGGUUGAGUUUGUGAAACUGAAAAGAAAAGAUUGAGGUAGGAAGGUGAGGCAACAGCAAAGCUUUAUUGAGUUGUUCUGAUGAAGAUUGCAGCUGGCAUCAUAUUAGAGUCUUGUUUCUGUGCAGCUUGGCAGAGACUGAGGUGGGAUGUUUUAACUGAUUCUUUUACUUCCCUCUGUGUUCUGCUGUCCUACAUCCGCUAUGCAGUGUAUACUGCGUAGGUACCAAAAGUGUGGAUGGAUGAAUGUCUGUGUACAUAUGUUUGUUCUUCUGCCAAGCUUGUGCAGUACCUUGUUUCAGAGUACCCUGCUUCGGAGUAUUAUACCACCGAAUGUGGUGAUGGAGAAAACUUGUGAAAACAUUUUUUUUUUUUUUUUUUGGUCUCUGUGUCAUUUGUUCAAGGAGGAAUUGAGCUUCAGCUACGAGUUGGGUUUCAGAAAAAGCUGUCACUGUUUCCGGGUUGUCAGAUUUUCUUACGGUUUUCUAGUCUUUCUCAGAAGGUGUGAAUGAAAUGAGCUUGGUGGUAGUUGAGACUGUUCUUUGAUCUAGGGAUAUGAUUUACUGAAGUUUCACUUUAUUGCUGUAAUGUUUUUCAAACGUAUCACUCUGCCCCGAUGUCAAGUGCAAUUUUAGUACACUUAAUUUGAACUUGAAAGUGUGGUCAGAUGCGUAGUUUAAGAUGCACACUUUUACUGUCUUUAGCCCAACAGGUAAAUUUCUUUGUCAAUUUCAAGGCAAAGCCAGAUCUCUUCUGUUAAAUCUCCACUUUGAUACACUUUUUCGUACAUGUAUGUUUAUACAUACGUUUGCGCAAGGCCUCUGGGGCCUUAACACGUUUUUGUAUGUUUUAUGUGCCUUGCAAUUCGAAAAUCUCGUAGCUCUACUUCUACAUGUCAUAUUGCUUCUGAAGUAUGCUCCAUACAUACAAGGGCGAUAUAUUUUCUAUUUCAUGUAUUUUCCAGUCUGGAACAUGCACUAAAAGUGCACACCUCAUGCAAAGCAAGAUCAGUUGUAUUAAGGGCAUUGUGUUGAAUAUUUUAACCAACCUUGAAACAUUAACAUUGAAAUGAGCUAGUGCAGAAGACCAUUCUCUGAACAUCCACAUAUGUUGUAAGCUUUGUAAAAACACAUUUAGAAAUCACUUUUAAUCUUACUAUCCAUUUCACACUUAGGAACAUCAGGUUCUUUGCCCACUGGGGGAGGUGUCAGAGCAAUCUUCUCCAUGUCCUUUUCAAGAAGCAGUGCGUGUUAUAGGCUGGACAUGCAAUACUGCCAUCUUGCAAGAGUGAUGUGUGUUUGAAUAGAAGCCACCAAUAAUGCUGCGGGGAGUGUUAUUUGUUUGAUGAGUCUCCUGUUGACUGUAACACAUUGAGAGUCCCUCCUUCGGACAGGAGACAGAGGAGGAAGUUUUACCCACCAACAAAGCUUAGUCUACACCCCUGCCAUAAAACAUAAGCCCAACCAGAUGCAUGUGCCUUAACAUUACCCAAGCACAAAAAAAAAUUUUAAAUGUGUACCUUGCAUAAUUUUAUACAGAAGUUAUUGUUCAAAUUAUGAGGUUACACUAUGCAUGACUGGUCUUUCAAGAUGUGGCUAUGGCUGUAAAUAAGCUUCUUGCCAAUUGCAGCCACUAAGGGUUAGGACUACACAUUGUGUACCGAAUUGUAAGUUUGAAAAACAUUUUUGCGUCCAACUUCCUUAGAAUUGCAUGCACGUGGGCUUGUCACGUACCGUUUGCAUAAGCCACAAAAAUGUCAGCAUGUCUGGGAUUGCCCCCCUAGGAAUUUUUUUAACUGUAGUUGUUUCUUUGUCUUAUUUAUUUUUGCUUUUUGAGUUGAAUUUAAAAGUGCCACAAAUAAUAA
This is a messenger RNA of Ornithodoros turicata, 3761 nucleotides long. RefSeq names its product serine/threonine-protein kinase 17B-like. Lineage: Eukaryota; Metazoa; Arthropoda; Arachnida; Ixodida; Argasidae. Gene Ontology annotation, biological process: protein phosphorylation; positive regulation of apoptotic process; intracellular signal transduction. Gene Ontology annotation, molecular function: ATP binding; protein serine/threonine kinase activity. The record is from RefSeq and is a predicted model, not a curated record. Gene Ontology annotation, cellular component: nucleus. The coding region runs from base 374 to 1783 and encodes 469 amino acids. The transcript has 8 exons.